CACUGACGUUCAAAGGCAUCGGCGUUGACGUCCCUCAGAUGCCCCUUUCAGCGUUUCUCAAGUCUGGCACGUCACCGGCGGGGAAAAGGACCGGAGCUCCGUCGGAGCGUAAGGAGGUGAUUCGGUCCGUCUGUGACACGCUGGGCUUCGAGGCCGAGAGCCUCUCGCGCCUCCUCGAGGGCGAGUGUGACAAUAACCACCUGCAAAGAGGUGAGGCUUCACGAGACGGCAGGAAGAUUCGAUGGAUCUUUCGCCUGUGGUGCAGGUGAGUUCCUGAAUGUGCUGGCGGAUGCGCUGGACGGUCUAGCCCGGAUUUCCCGAGUUGGAACACCCAACCUGGCGAACACAUCUAUAAGUGAGAACGCGCCGCCGUCUCCGACUCCCCAGCCGAAGUCUCCUCCACCCACCCCCUGCUCCGUCUCAUCCGCCACACAUCUGGUGCCGAAGCCGGCCGUCGGGCUGUCGCCGAGAACAAGAGACCAGCCCGCCAUGUACUCCCCCUCCCCUCCCCUGUCAGCCACACUGCGAACGACGACUCGCGAGGGGACGCGAAGCACUCUCGGGUCACGGCUGCAGCAGCCCGUCACCUCCCCGCACCGCUGCGUGUGUGAUGACCCCCUGAUCUCCUCACCGUUCGCCAAGGAGGGGCCCUUCUUCUCUCCAUCUCUCUCGUCAUCAGCCACCCCUUUUGCGAGACUUCGUGCCCGACCCGUCGCCUCGGCGGCUGGCUGGAGUGACAAACACCGCGACAGGGAGAGGGUUUCAACAGCCGAGAGGACACUGCUGGUUCGCGAGGCACAGCUGCGGGAGAUGGCUCGGAGGCUGCAGCAGAGAGAGAGGGGGGAUCUGUCGGGGGCGUCAUCUGCAAAUGGUGGGGGUGGGGGGACUUCGGGAGGUUUAGGUGGGUGGGAUGACGAGAGCUGCUAUGGCGGUGAGAGGGACUUUGAGUUGGUGGAGGGGCUGGAGCGGGCGCUCAGCCGGCUGGAGCAAGAGAAUGAGAAGAUGCGCAGCAUACUCAUGCUCAAAGUGAGAGGAGAGGAGAGAUGGGACGAGCUCCACAUGACACACACAGGUCUCUUCCUGUCUGCAUGUCUCUCUCUCAGACACAGCAGAUCUCCCUUUUGCAGCAGGAGCUAGACCGCCGCGGCCCCUUUCCCUCAUCAUCCCCCUCUCGCCCUUCAUCGGGCCGCACCACACCCAAGAGACACAGAUCCAAAACACCCCUACGCACCAAGAAAACUGCAAAGGGCACCACCACCAUCAGGAAGCGCCCACCUGGCUCGGGUGCAAGCGUCUCCAGUCGCGCAUCGAGUGCCAAGAGGGCCACUCUCGUCAAGAAGAAAUCGCAGCAAAGGUGAGAUGGCAUUGAACGGAACGUGCCGGCCAAGUGUUGUGGUUGUUGGCACCUCUAUCUGUGUGUCCAUCUGUUGCAGGGGCGGGAAGGCCGCAUCUCGCUCAGCGACGAAGAGGGCGGUGUCUCCCGUGACUCCGCGGCCCGACCCAUCGGCUCAGGCAGCCAUGAUUGAGAUGAUGCAGCGAAUUCGGUACCUGGAAGAGCAGCUGGCUGCCGCACAACAGCAACAGGUAUCUAUCAAUCAGCACAUGCUCCGGAGAACCCACCACAAAUUCUCGGCCCUUUCUUUCCACAGGUCGAGCAAGCCACGACCCCCGCACCAGUAACCACCCCAGCUGGUGUGAGCACGCCCUCCGUCUCUGUGCGUGUGCGGGCCACCCGGUCGCCCCGUGACGGCCCUCCGACCACGGUUCAGUCUCCCUCGAUGAGCCCCUCUCUGCCGCAUGGCACCUGCCAGUGGGAGCAUCAGCUGAGUCCCACGAGCAAUGUCAGAGUGCGUGUCAAUGUGCAUGGGAGGGGCGGCACACGGUCGGCAGCCGGCAGCCCCAGGAGGGGCGUCGAUCGCACUGCUGCUUUUCCACAGUACACUGCCAGGUCUGGUGGCUGCCGUGAUAAGCAAAGUAGACACACCCCUUACGAAGGGUAGAAAUGGUCUUGACUCUGUCUAUAUUUCAGGUCAGAGUCUCGUUCGCCGGAGACGGCGAGUAUGGCCAGCCCUCUCACUGUGUCUCCGGGACCGUCCCACAUCCCGCAAUACGGUGGAGACGUAGCAGAGCAGCUGCCCCCAUCAAUGAUGACCCGGCACAUGGAUGCUGACGACAAAUUGGCUCCACCCGACGGCCUGUCGAGCAGCGGCGGCGUGGCCUUCUUUGUUCCCGUGGGAGCGGAAGCAGACGGAGGGGAGGCUCCCGAGGACGGACAGCGUCAGGCAGCUGCGGCUGACAGCGUCAAGACGCCCCUCUGGUGUUACUUUCAAAGGCACCAGGAAUCGCAGCAGCGCAAGCCGCCGCCUGCGAAGAGGCAGAGGCCCCUGAAGAGGCCACUCCGGAAGGGGAAGAAAGCGGCCAAGACGCCCUUGAAGCUGCUGAGACGACACGUGAGGAAGCAGCCGCAGCCGCAGCCGCAGGCUGCGCCUCAGGAGAGAACACCGUCCUUCACCGACCAAAGAGACUCGCGACGGGUAGACGUCGACGUCGGGCCUCCUGCCGAACAACCACCGAUACCCCCGCCAGAGCAGCCUUUUCCCUUCCCCCCUCUCACGCCACCCACAGUAGCCAAGUCAGCCAAGUCAGCGGCCGCCUUUCCCAUCCCCCCCAAUACAUACACCUUCCCCUCCCCUCCCUCCCGGCUGAGGCCGCGCACCCUCGCUCCAUCUCCCUCGGAGCCUCGCAUACGCAUCCUCAGCCCCGGCCACACGUCCGUUGGCGGCAUAUCCACUUGGAGCGUGUGUCCGAGCAUCAAGAGCCGCAUCGACCCUAUCAUCAACGAGCUCGUCCCAUACAAGUAUCAUGACUACUCCAUGUGUCUCCCCAAUGGGGUGGGGGGCGGUGCCGAUGACAUGGACCUGCUCCCUACGAGCCCCCCGCGGCCGUACCCGUUGCACCCGGGGGCGUCACGGAUGGAUGAGGGGCCGGCUUCGUCUGCGGCACCGGCAAGUAUCGAGCUGUCAGAUGAUGAUGAGCAGGAACAUUUGGACUCAUUUCAGCACAUGCAGCCCCAUGGUGUGAGGCAGGUGCUGGUUCCCCCGCCCCUGCGGCCCGAAGAGGCGAAAAAGGCCGCGUACGACAGAAGAAGGGAAGGAGACAUGGCAACUGGGCAGCAAAGUGGCGGGGAAUGGAGGGCUGAGAGGGACACAACAGGGGCGACACAACAGGGGCGACAUCAGAGUGCUAUGAUGACUCCGCAGUCACCCCCACCAGCAGAAUCACCACCAGCACCCACUGGCACCCACGACGCAGCCCCCUUCAUCUGGUGGUAUCUGCCCCCGUCUGCCGCCCAGCCGUCUCGAGACAACACACCCACGCGAGAGACACGGACGAGACAGAUGCCGCACAGGCCUGUGGGUCUCUUCUCGCCCAUGCACACGACAAGCGGGGAGGUGGAGAGGACCAUCGCAGCCUCAGCAAUGGCGGGGCAUCAGCAGCAGCCUGCGCAUGUCAGUGGAGGUGCGGGUGUGGGUGUGGGUGUGGGUGUGGUUGAGGAGAGGAGGGCCCGCGUGGAGAGGUCAGAGUCUCUGUGUGAGGCAACGAAGAGCUGCCUCUUGUACUGCAAGUAGGUAGAGCCCAGGCGCAUCUGCAUGUGAAGGGCCGGCAAAGUGAUUCGUGUAGCCAUGGCUGUGUAUGCGAUGCCUGGACGGUCGUGUCAGUGUUGGAUGUGUUCGCUUGUGCCUGAAACCACUCAUCC
Molecule: messenger RNA, 3757 nt
Organism: Vitrella brassicaformis
Lineage: Eukaryota; Vitrellaceae
Source: the annotation of a GenBank genome assembly